Molecule: messenger RNA, 1994 nt
Organism: Bactrocera dorsalis (oriental fruit fly)
Lineage: Eukaryota; Metazoa; Arthropoda; Insecta; Diptera; Tephritidae
Exons: 1
Molecular function (GO): nucleic acid binding; zinc ion binding
Source: RefSeq, a predicted model, not a curated record
GGAAUUGGGUAUUUUCGACUACAGGUCAAAAACGUGAUCUUCAGGAAAGACUUAUCCAACACUACGACUUAUCGGGAAAUAGGGCUAGUGACGAAGAGUUCAACCAGUCAGUUUACGAAGACGUAGGUGGAACCACCAACUUACGGUCCUCACCGCUUAUCGUGCAACAACAACAGUUUACUCUAAAAGAUUUAGGAGAUUGUGUUAACGUUUUUUCAGGAGAAGGGUCUGUAGAUAUUCGAGGGUGGGUAAGCGAAUUUGAAAAUAAUGCAGAAAUAGUAAAAUGGAAUGAUCUUCAGAGAUUUGUUUAUGGCAAACAGCUUCUUCGUGGUGCCGCUAAGCUUUUUGUUAGGAGUCAGAAUAAUUUAAAUAGUUGGGAAGCUCUGAAGUUAUCAUUAAUUAAUGAGUUUGGUCGCAAACUAUCUUCUGCAGAUGUGCAUAGGUUGUUGAAAAAUCGCCGCAAACAAGCAAACGAAACUUUUCGGGAAUACUUGUAUCAUCUCAUGGAGGUAGGCAAACAGAUUAGUCUAGACGAAGAAAGCAUUAUAGAUUAUUUCAUAGAAGGGGUUCCAGAUACCAAGUUCAAUAAGGCAAUUUUGUAUCAAGCUAAGAAUAUAGAAGAACUAAAAGAGCAAAUCAAAAUUUACGAAAAGAUACGGAAAUACAACUCAGGGAUAGGAAAAAUAGUAAAUGAUACAUCCUCUAACAAGACAAAAGAAGAACUAGGUAAAAGAUGUUUCAAGUGCGGAGACAAAUUCCACGUAGCAGCUCAAUGUCCACAAAAACAAUAUAAAUGCUUUAAAUGUAAUGAGAUGGGACAUCGUUCGUUUGAGUGCAAAAAUAAUAAAGUCAAGGGAGCUAGAGAAGUUAAAAUCGAAUCAAGUAGCAUAAACACUUUAGGAAAUACAAGUUUUCAACCAGUCGUUGAUGAAGAAUUACAUUUCAAAACAGUUAAUUUAAAUGGGUUUAGGUUCGAAGCUCUAAUUGAUUCAGGGUGUUCACUUAAUUUAAUACGUUACGAUACGUUGAUACUAAGUGGGCUUAAACCAAUUCUAAGCAAUGAGAAAAGAAAACUAUAUAGCGCUUGCUCAAAUGUGAUUGAGACAAUCGGAAGUUUUGAUACUUUUAUACAUAUAGAUGAGUUAGUGUUAAAGGUCAGAUUUCAUGUAGUCAGAGAACAAGAUAUUAAAUUUGCAAGUAUGAUAGGAAAGGCUAUAUUAAAAGACGUAGAUAUUGUUUUAACAGAAGAUAAAGUAAUGUUUAAGAAAAAGGAUAAUUCAAGAGAUUAUAAACCAGGUAAUGACAAAAUGAGGCAGGAUUCUAAACAGGUUAUGAAAGAAGAACGAAAUGCACCAAUAGAAGCAAAAAAUAAGUGGAUUAAGGAAUUUGAUGCGAUGAGUUUAAAUGAAAGAAAGGAUGAGACUACAGUGAAUUUGGGACAUUUGAGUAAGGGAUUAGCAAAAGAAGUUAAAAGCUUAGUUGAUAAAUACAAAUCAUCUGGUAAAUGCAUAUCACCCGUUAAGAUGGAAAUUGUUUUGACAGAUGAAAUUCCCGUCUAUCAGCGACCAAGACGUUUACCAAUCGAUGACCGUAGUUUUGUCGAUAAACAAAUAGAAGAUUGGUUAAAAGAGGGAAUAAUACAACCAAGCUCUUCCAAUUAUGCUUCUCCGGUAGUAGUAGUUCCUAAAAAAGAUGGAAACAGACGCUUAUGUUGCGAUUAUAGACAAUUAAAUAAAAAAAUUGUAAGGGACAAUUUUCCAAUGGUUGUAAUGGACGAUGUCUUAGAUAGCCUUCAAGAGGGUCGAGUUUUUACAACGUUAGAUUUAUCGAACGGAUUUUUCCAUGUGCCAGUAGAUUCACAAUCUAGGAAAUUUACCGCUUUCGUUACCCACAAUGGUCAAUAUGAGUUUUGUGUUGUUCCAUUCGGUAUUUCAAACUCACCAGCUGUCUUUUGUCGUUAUGUUAAUGCUGUUUUUCCGGCCACUAAUCCAGAA